Molecule: messenger RNA, 2583 nt
Organism: Lodderomyces margitis
Lineage: Eukaryota; Fungi; Ascomycota; Pichiomycetes; Serinales; Debaryomycetaceae
Exons: 2
Coding region: 1-2583 (860 amino acids)
Biological process (GO): transmembrane transport
Cellular component (GO): membrane
Molecular function (GO): transmembrane transporter activity
Source: RefSeq, a predicted model, not a curated record
AUGUCAUCAACAACUAUUUACCCAAAAAGACAAACAGAGUCGAUUCCGUUUAGCCAACAGUUGGAAGUCAUCAACAAAGUGAGUCUCAAUAACUCGAAAAAUCAACAACAAACUGCUAAAUAUCAUCAGAACUAUCACCACCAGAAUAAUAGAUUCCAAGGUAACCAUCACCAUGGCAAUAGCAACCACAUGAACAAGGGUGCCCAUGGUUCUAAUGGGUAUAAUAACCAUCAUUUGCAGCAGCAAAAUAAGUAUGCGUUGGCAGCUGUUGCAGCGGCAGCGGCAGUUCAACACCAGCAACAACAAACAUUCUUGUUGCAACAGCAGGCUGCAUUGGCGAAGAAGCAGCAACAGCAACAGCAACAGCAGAAACAACAGUUGCAGCAACAACAACUUCAACAACAGCAGUAUCAAUAUCAGCAGUAUCAGCAACAACAGCAGCAGCAACAUCAUCAUCAACAUACUCAACAGCGGUAUCAACCCAUGAGUGGAAAUCAAUUUCUUCAACAACAGAAGUAUCAAGGAUAUUCCCACCCUGCUCAAGAACAAGGGUUUGCUUCUUACAGCAUCCAACAGCCGCAAGUAUUCACACAACCGCCUCCUCAAGUAUUUGCUGAUCUCAACAAUUCAUCAUUACUUGAUCAAAAUACCACAGGAGGAAGUGGACAGUCCCAAUUGAAGACCAACUUUUUGAUGUCGAAUGGAAGCUCAAACUCUGUCAACUCUUCGACAUCUUCGUCAAAUUCAACACCUACUGGUUAUCAACGAGUGUUUGACAAUGGUUCAGUCAAGAGUUUUGAAAAUAGAGGAUCGAUUGACAAGAGCUCACCCCCAAAUUUGUUUUUGCCCACCAAUGUAUCAGCCAUGAGUGGUGCACCAUUCCUCAACUCUCCCACUUUAGCAACCACUCCUACUCAGGGCAAUAUCUGGAAUGAGGCCAACAACAAUGGAAAUUCUACUCCAACUACUGCUGCUUCGUCUGGGUCAAUCUGGGCUAAAAGCACUGACGGUUCCGGGUUGUUGGGUACCGCCAAAAACACAAGUAUGAAUACAGGUCCAAUUUCAAGCUUUGCCGGAUCUAAAAUUUGCCUUCGAGAGCAAAUCAUGAGUGAUCAUAAGUUUGAUGCCGAGUCCAAUGACAAAGAGGCGAUUAUUUCCAUCCAAUCAAACUCCUACGACAAUGCUUUAGAAUUCCUCAAAGAACAUAAAGAGGUGGGCACUAUUGAUCAAGGUAAACUUGUUCGUAAACUCGACUGGAUCAUUUUACCCAUACUCUGUGGAAUCUACCUCUUGCAAUAUUUGGAUAAAUUAUUGCUCAAUUAUGCGGCGGCAAUGGGCAUCAAGGAGAAUCUCAAAGGAAACGAAUUUGCCAAUUUGUCAACAAUAUUCUACGCUGCUUAUAUUUUUGGAGAGCCGUUUGUCACUUAUUGUUUGCAGAAAUUCCCCCUUGGCAAAACCAUGGGUGUUUUCAUUAUACUAUGGGGCGUGGUUGUUGCAUGCCAUUCAGCAACGUCAACGUAUGCGUCAUUGAUGGUGGUGAGAACAAUCUUGGGAAUAUUUGAAUCCUCCAGUGCUGUUGGUUUGAUAAUCAUUAGCGGAUUGUACUAUACAAAACGACAACAAGUGGCACGUAUGGGAAUCUGGUCGGUAAUGGCUGGUGUUGGUACAAUAAUUGGUGGGUUGUUAUCGUUUGGGUUCCAGCAUAUCAAGAGUACAACAUUCAAAUCAUGGCAGAUCCUAUUUCUAGUAAUGGGGGUCAUAACUGUUGUCUUUGGGAUCAUUGUGUUUUUCUUUCUCCCCGAUAACGUGCAUACAUGUUGGUUCUUAAAUGAAAACGAAAGGUUGUAUAUUUUGGAAAAUGUUGUCAGGGUGAAUCAAACUGGUACAAAGAGCACAAAGUUCAAAAGACAACAAAUUUUUGAACUCGUGCUUGACAAGUUUACUUGGCUCUACAUCCUUUUAACACUUUGCUCUCAAAUAGUCACUGGUGCAAUUGGGACUUUUAGUGUAACCAUUACAUUAACAUUUGGCUUUAAUAAUUACCAGUCUGCUUUGCUACAGUUGCCCGUUGGUGCCUUAAUUGUUAUAAUAAUUAUAACCACAACUCAACUUGUUGCUCAAUUUGGUCAUCACACCUUGUUUUUGACAUCAAUGUUUUUUCCAACCAUCAUUGGUGCUAUUGUGUUGAUCAUUUCACCCAACAAGGUUGGUAACUUGUUAUCGUUGUAUUUGUUAUACAGUGGGUCCUCGUGUGUUACGUUAAUUUACGCAUGGAUAGGAGCAAACACAGCUGGGGCAAGCAAGAAAUUUAUGCGCAGUGCUCUGGUUAUGAUUGCAUUUUCAGUAGCAAACAUUAUCGGACCUCAAUUAUUUCAGGCAUAUAGUGCACCCGACUAUCAUCCAGCAAAAAUUGUCAUCUUGGUUACCCAAUGUUUAUGCGUACCGUUGACCUUGUUCAUUGGAUGGAUGCUUAAACGCGAAAACAUGAAAAGAGAGCAAGAUCAAACUCAAGAGAUUGUUGAUGAUAUUGAAUUCUUGGAUAAAACUGAUAUUGAAAAUAGACAAUUUAGGUAUAUAUACUAG